CAUGUUGACGGUACGAAUCAGCGCCAAACGCUCGACGCGAUAUCCCGCGUGCAGUUUGCUGCUGCGAGCGUGCGUCUGUCUGCUGGUACUGCUCGGGCCGGUAGCACACAGCCCCGUCGAGGGUCAGUAUCUCCGGUCACCGUGUCCGAACGUGUUUUCGUACCGGCUCGAUCCGGGCUCUAAUCAGGUGUUUGGCUACGUUCAGCUGCAGGGACUACGCAUCGGUCAGCUAGUUAAGCUGAACGUUGAUCUGUCGAUCGGUAUCGCCGUACCGCAGAACAACGUCGGAUCGAUCACAUUAGUGAAAUCGAGGGAGCAAACGUUCCGCGACAUCUACAACAACCAACCGGCACAGUAUCGCGUUAAUUUCCCUUUUAAAAAUGUUAUCCCAACGGUGCUGGCUAUUAGCGUGAACGGUCAAACGAUCUGUACCGGUCAGAAAGCAACCGGCCAGGUAGUGACCACCAUCAACCUGGAGCACUCACUAUUCACGCAGAUGCAACCGCUGGCGAAUGGUGGUGGAGCUAGCAACAACAACGUCAACACCGUCAACAAUGUUAACAUCCUACAGUACCAACCGCCCCAGACUCCGGCACCACAAAUUCCCAUCUAUCGGCCGGUGCAGACUCCUGCACCGCAAAUCGUAACACAAAGACCUCAGCCGGUAGUAACGCAGCCAGUAGUUAGACCUCAGACGGUAAUAACGCAACGACCGCAACCGGUGCAACCUGCACGUCCAUCGGUUGAUUACAGUACAGAGGAAGAGGACAUAUGCGGCAAACCGGCCCAAGUCUUUAACCGUCUCUCGAUCAAUGGAAUUCGCACACCCAAAGGACAGUUCCCGUGGGCGUCACCGAUUUUCGAUACCGUCGGCACCAAACCCAAGUACAUCUGCGGCAGUACCAUCAUUACCAACAGGCACCUGGUAACGGCUGCCCAUUGCAUGUACGAUACCUACGGUGCAGAACGCAAUCCAAACUCACUAUCGACCGUACCGGGCAUGUACAACAUCGAUGACUUCUUCGAUGCCGAUCUGCAGGAACGUAACGUAGUGAGAAUCGUUAUACACCCCGAGUACUACUUUGAGGACAGCGGGUUGGCCGACUCGGAUAUUGCCGUGAUGAAGGUCGAUCAACCGAUCGCCUACACCAAUCUAGUACGGCCCAUCUGUCUGUGGAAAGAAAUUGACAACCUGGAACAGAUCGUUGGCGUUAAAGGGUACGUGUCCGGCUGGGGUGUAACCGAGAGUGGUGAGGCAAAGUAUCCGAGCUACGUAACGGCUACGGUUGUCGAUCGCCGGUCGUGCUCGCGUAACCUGGAAAAGGUUAUCGCCGGUUCGUCGCGUCUGUUCUGCGCCGAUGGACACGGAUCGGUUCCGUGCACUGGUGAUUCUGGUAGCGGGCUCGUCAUCAAGCGCGGCGCCAAAUUCUACCUGCGAGGGGUUGUGUCAGUCGGACAGUUUGAUCCGAAUACGCUAACGUGCGCGCGUGACAAAUACGUAGUUUACACGGAUGUAGCGCCACUGCGCUACUGUGGAUGUGGAAGACCAGCUCAAGUUCUAAACCAUCUUUCGAUCAACGGAACUCGAACACGCAAGGGACAGUUCCCGUGGGCGUCACCGAUCUUUGAUAUCAGUGGAUCCAUACCGAGGUACAUCUGCGGCAGUACCAUCAUUACCAAAAUGCAUCUGGUAACGGCUGCUCAUUGCAUGUACGUGCAGCGCGGUGAAGAACGUGCCCCAAAAGACAUAUUGACCGUACCGGGCAUGUACAACAUCGAUAACUUCUUCGAUGAGGAUCUACAGGAACGUAUUGUGGUGAGAAUCGUGAUACACGACGAAUACUUCUUUGAGGAGACGGAACUAACCGAUUCGGACAUAGCCGUGAUGAAGGUCGAUCAGCCAAUUGUCUACAACGAUCUAGUACGGCCGAUCUGUCUGUGGAGCGAAAGUAACAACUUGGAGCAGAUUGUCGGCUUGGAAGGAUAUGUGUCCGGUUGGGGUAUUACCGAGAGUGGUGAGGCAAAGUAUCCGAGCUAUGUUACGGCUACGAUUGUAGACAAACGUGCAUGCGCGAACAACCUGGAAAAGCUUUUUGUUGGUUCGUCGCGUCUGUUCUGUGGGGACGGACACGGAUCGGUACCGUGCAAUGGCGAUUCUGGUAGUGGGUUCGUCAUCAAACGAGGCCCAAAAUACUUCCUUCGUGGGGUUGUAUCUAUUGGGCAGUUUGAUCCGAAUACUUUGACCUGCGCGCGUGACAAAUACGUACUAUAUACGGAUGUGGCACCACUCCGCUACUGGCUGUCGAAAGUUGUUAAAGGAACGUAA
This is a messenger RNA of Anopheles maculipalpis, 2326 nucleotides long. RefSeq names its product serine protease gd-like. Bases 2 to 2326 code for a protein of 774 amino acids. The transcript is spliced from 4 exons. The record is from RefSeq and is a predicted model, not a curated record. Gene Ontology annotation, biological process: proteolysis. Gene Ontology annotation, molecular function: serine-type endopeptidase activity. Lineage: Eukaryota; Metazoa; Arthropoda; Insecta; Diptera; Culicidae.